This is a messenger RNA of Mytilus californianus (California mussel), 1511 nucleotides long. RefSeq lists its product as uncharacterized. The transcript is spliced from 4 exons. Lineage: Eukaryota; Metazoa; Mollusca; Bivalvia; Mytilida; Mytilidae. The record is from RefSeq and is a predicted model, not a curated record. The coding region runs from base 50 to 1318 and encodes 422 amino acids.
CAGAACAUCCACGAUCAAUAUCAUUAUCAAAAGUACAUACUUAACUAUCAUGGCAAAACUUUUACUUUUACUAAUUAUUGCCACUGUUUUAGGACUUUGUUCAGGAACAUUUUACUUCCAUCAUCAUCAGUAUCAGUAUCGUAGGCAAUAUCAUAUGGGAACCCGUGUCUACACGCCUCCAGCAAGAUUUUACCCCGGUCGUCUGCCACCAACUUUUAUUCAUACGCGUAUUUUAAUACCGUAUGAUUCUCCUAGAUUUGUUGAAAGAAAUCCUGUUCCGCCAACUAUAUUUCCAGUCGGUACCGUGUAUCCAUCUUCCGGUCGCCAGUUUCCAAAUCCACUUGCAGAUCUGAAUACCUAUGAUCUACCACCAUGGAAACCAACAGCUCCAGUGUUCAAUAAUGGCAUUGUAGGUCCGGAUGUAGAUACUAUUAUCCCGCAGUUUUCGACAAAUCUUAAUCAAAAUCCACAGAUACCAACAAGUGAAGUGAUAGCAGAAGUUCCAGCUAUUCAACAAGUUCCAACUUUCCCAGACACUAACAAUGUAGAUAACUCUAUUCCGGAUUUUCCGUCAGCUGUGGUACCUUUUGUAGUACCAAAUCCUCCACAAAUUCCGAUCUUUCCUGGAGUUGACAUCAAUAAUAACCAGAACGGAAAUGACUACAUCGAACAGCAAACAACUAAGCUUCCACCAAUAAUUGUAGAAAGACCAAAGUCGUGUCAGGAAACAGGGUGUGGACUUGGAAGUGAAUGUGUAUAUAACUACAGCUAUAUAUGUCCUAAGGAUAUCACAGAUAUUCCAUGUCGCUGUCAAAGAGGUUGCCGCAUACAGUAUACAUUUAUACCACUUGGAGUUGCCACGAUUAUUGACCCAUGUGGAAAUAUUUGUUCAUGCAACAGUUUAUUUGGAGGGGCUAACUGUACAGAUAUUCCAUGCAAACCAAAACAACCGUCAACUAACAAUCCUACAACUGGGUUAAUUCUAGAACCUGUACAAACUGGAAUACCAGAUGCAGGUCCCUUGCGAGGAGAUUUCCCUGGAAAUGUACCAGGCACAACACGUAUGGAAUUUCCGGUAACAAUACCAGGUCAACAAGGAGGAAAUUCUCCAGUUAAAGUUCCCGGCCGAGGAAAGCCGAACUUAUCAUUUCCAGAGCAGACCUUUGUUCCACCAAUUCCAUUUCUAACUGAAAACAAAUUACCAGGAUUUAAUGGACAUGAAGGUUUACCAAUAGAUUCGAAAGUCAGACUUUCAGAAAAGAAUCUUGUAUCAGACAAGUCAAAAACUGAUUCCAUGGUAUUUCCAAUUGCUGGUUAACAAACAGUAAUCAAAAUCCCAACUAUGAUCUAUGGAAUCCAUUAUUUAUAGUAUUAGUGCUUAGUUUAAUUAAUUUAUUUAUCGUUCAUAACUUACAAUUGGUCGAUAUAUAUGUGCUUUGUAAUUGUCUUUUAUUUUAUCUAUAUUUACAUUAAAUCUUGUUUUCCUAUUUAAUAAAUGUUCUUGACUCGUA